Molecule: messenger RNA, 1293 nt
Organism: Hyposmocoma kahamanoa
Lineage: Eukaryota; Metazoa; Arthropoda; Insecta; Lepidoptera; Cosmopterigidae
Gene: Syx13
Product: syntaxin-12
Exons: 6
Coding region: 91-921 (276 amino acids)
Biological process (GO): intracellular protein transport; vesicle-mediated transport; vesicle fusion
Cellular component (GO): endomembrane system; SNARE complex; membrane
Molecular function (GO): SNARE binding; SNAP receptor activity
Source: RefSeq, a predicted model, not a curated record
UGACGGUGCAGCGCAGCGAACAAAUUACAAAAUUACGGAAAUAACUCAAAAGCAAUUACAAACCUGUGAUCAUAAUUCUUAAGCAUUAAGAUGUCUGAGCGUGAACCGAUUAGUGGCUCAAGCCGUGACUAUGGAGCAAUAGCCGAAGCUCCCACAGUGGGUUUCUCAGACUUCAGUCCUACAGAACUGUACAAUUUGAGUGAAGGUAUUGCUGACAAUGUCAACACAAUAAACAGUGGUCUUCUGUCUUUGGAGAAAAUGAUGAAACAGAUUGGUGGAACCAAUGACAACAUACAGCUGAGGGAUAAAAUACAUGAAACACAACAAACUGUAAAUGGAUCAGUGUCUGCAACUGCAAGAGAUAUUCAACGUCUUGGUGUGAUGGUGCGACGUGGAGACAAACCCCAGAAGUUACAAGUGGAAAGACUUACACAAGCAUUCAGAGAUGCAUUAGCUAAAUAUUCUUCAGUGCAAAAGCAAGUGUCAGAAAAGAUGGCAGCGCACAUUCCAAAGCAAGUUAGAAUGAAGAAUGAUCCACACGCCUUAGAACAGCAAGCCAUUGCUGAUUACGAAAAUGCUUCUAUGUUUGCCAACCAACAAGCACAAACUCGUCUAGGCCAGUUUGAGACAAGCAUGAUGCUGGAAAAAGAAGCAUAUAUAAAUAAAAUAGAAGCUGAUGUUUUAGACGUCAAUCAAAUCAUGCAGGACUUGGCGGAAUUAGUGAAUGCACAAGCGCAGAGUGUUGACACAGUAGAAAAUCGCAUCCAUGACGCCGCCAUUUACGUCCAGUCCGGCACAGAGGAAAUGCGUAAAGCAGAAGAACACCAACGGAGAUAUCGCAAGAGAAUGUUCAUUUUCAUUCUGAUCGGUAUGAUUAUAGCCAUCAUUUUUAUUGUGUGGAUAAUAAAAGCCUUUAGAUAGGCUCUAUUGUAAAUUUUGAUGGUGAAUUAUCGUUUUCAAAAGUUUUUGAGUUAGCUUUAUAAUACAGGUCUUCAUUGCAGUCAUAGUAAACAAAAUAAAGCUAUCAAAAAAUCUCAUCUAUCACUAAAAUAAUCUUGGAUUAUAAGAAAACGUAAAGUCAUAAUAUUUACGUAAUCAUUUUAAGCAAUGUCUAAGAAUAUCGAAUAAUUAUUAUACACUAUAACAUUAGUCGUUAUUACAGUACACAGCACAUAGCGGUGUAUUGGUUUUAGGUUUUAUAAAAAGUGUAUUAUUACCAUUGACCUACCAACAAGAAGUGGAAGUCGGGUCUAAUACAAAAACCAUGAAAAAAAUGUCCGAAGUCUACCUAUA